Quercus lobata is the source of this 3381-nucleotide messenger RNA. Its product is annotated as Tetratricopeptide repeat (TPR)-like superfamily protein. Gene Ontology annotation, biological process: RNA modification. The record is from RefSeq and is a predicted model, not a curated record. Lineage: Eukaryota; Viridiplantae; Streptophyta; Magnoliopsida; Fagales; Fagaceae. The coding region runs from base 207 to 2831 and encodes 874 amino acids. The transcript is spliced from 3 exons. Gene Ontology annotation, molecular function: protein binding; zinc ion binding; RNA binding.
CUUAAGACAGUGACUUACAGUGACAGACUUCAGAGGUAGAAAUUUAUUUCUUCUUCGUUAAAAGUUUUGGCAACCUUAAAACGUGAAGUACUUUAAAACUUAAAAUAAGCCACCUGCUAUAAUCUAAGAUUCUAGCCACACAAAAAAAAAAGGAUUCUAGAACGUAUGCUAUUAUUUAUAACGUUAACAGCCAAAGAGAGCAUAGCAUGACUCUGUGUUCGUCUUUAAGGACGCUCACAAAGCAAACACUGAACACACUUAAACUCUUUCAUUUCACAUACCACACUAAUCUUCUGUCUUAUUCCCAUGCCAAUGCCAUUGCCUUUGACCCCUUGACUUCAGAUUCCAGCUUCGUUCACCAUGCACACCACCCGUUCGACAAAAGUACUCAGAAAGACCUUUCAAACUAUAAUCACUUGCUUUUCGAGUACUCUCGCACUCAUUGCAACCAAGAGGCUCUCAACAUCUUUGUGGGUCUUCAUCAUUCGAGUUUACCUGUUGAUGGGUCGACCAUGUCGUGUGUGUUGAAGGUCUGUGGAUGCUUGUUUGAUCAAAACGUGGGCAGGCAGGUGCAUUGUCAAUGUAUAAAAUCAGGGUUUGUGGAGGAUGUUAGUGUUGGGACUGCUCUGGUUGAUAUGUACAUGAAAACUGAGAAUGUUGGAGAUGGGAGGAGAGUUUUUGAUGAGAUGGGUGAGAGAAAUGUGGUGUCUUGGACUUCAUUGCUCUCCGGUUAUGUACGGAACGGGUUGAACGAUUUGGCCUUAGAAUUUUUCUUUUUAAUGCAAGGAGAGGGUAUUAAGCCUAACCCUCUUACUUUUGCAACUGUUUUUGGAGCUUUGGCAGAUGAUGUUAUGGUUAAGAAGGGAAUUCAAGUCCACACAAUGGUAAUAAAGAAUGGUUUUGAGUCUACUGUGUUUGUGAGCAAUUCUUUAAUUAAUAUGUAUUCAAAGUCAGGGAUGGCUAGAGAUGCUAGAGCUGUGUUUGAUAGUAUGGAGAAGAGGAAUGAGGUUUCGUGGAACGGUAUGGUUGCAGGCUGUGUUACAAAUGGACUUGACUUGGAAGCUUUUGAAAUGUUUUAUCAAAUGCGACUUGCAGGUGUGAUGCUUACACAGAUGAUAUUUGCUACCAUGAUUAAACUAUGUGCUAACCUUAAAGAAUUAGGUUUUGCUAGACAGCUUCAUUGUCGGGUUUUGAAAAAUGGGUAUUGCUUUGAUCACAAUAUUAGAACGGCACUUAUGGUAGCUUACAGUAAGUGCAGUGUCAUGGAUGAUGCAUUUCAACUGUUUUCUAUGAUGCAUGGGGUUCAGAAUGUUGUGUCAUGGACGGCCAUGAUCAGUGGGUACUUACAGAAUGGUGGAACAAGGCAAGCAGUGAAUUUAUUUUGCCAAAUGAACAGGGAAGGUGUUAGACCCAACCAUUUCACUUAUUCUACCAUCCUUACGGCUCAACCUGCCAUUUCUACUUUCCAACUACAUGCACAAGUCAUUAAAACUAAUUAUGAGAAAUCAUCUUCAGUAGGAACUGCACUUUUAGAUGCUUAUGUUAAGAUGGGCUGCAUUGAUGAAGCUGCAAAAGUAUUUGAAUUGAUUGACGAGAAGGACAUUGUGGCAUGGUCAGCAAUGGUAGCUGGAUAUGCUCAAAGAGAAGACACAGAGGGAGCAGUUAAAAUUUAUCUCUGGUUGGCAAAAGAGGGUGUCAAACCAAAUGAGUUUACCUUUUGUAGUAUCGUUAAUGCCUGUGCUGCACCUUCUGCAGUGAUAGAGCAGGGGAAACAAUUCCAUGCUUGCUCAAUCAAAUCAGGAUUAAAUAAUGCUUUAUGUGUAAGUAGUGCUCUUGUAACCAUGUAUGCCAAGAGAGGAAAUAUUGAAAGUGCAAAUACAGUUUUCAAGAGGCAAGGUGAGAGAGACUUAGUUUCAUGGAACUCAAUGAUCUCUGGAUAUGCACAACAUGGUCAUGGGAAGAAGGCUCUUGAGAUAUUUGAGGAAAUGAGAAGGAGAAACUUGGAAAUGGAUGACAUAACAUUCAUUGGGGUGAUUUCUGCAUGUACUCAUGCAGGCUUAGUGGAUGAAGGCCAAAGAUACUUCAACAUGAUGGUCAAAGAUCACGACAUUGAUCCAACAAUGGAGCAUUAUUCUUGCAUGGUUGAUCUAUAUAGCAGAGCAGGACUGCUCGAAAAGGCCAUGGAUAUCAUAAAUGGGAUGCCAUUCCCUGCAGGUGCAACUGUGUGGCGAACUCUCUUGGCUGCUUGCCGUGUUCACCGCAAUGUAGAGUUUGGAAAACUUGCAGCAGAAAAGCUCAUUUCACUUCAGCCACAAGACUCGGCUGCAUAUGUCUUACUAUCUAAUAUUUAUGCUGCUACAGGAAAUUGGCAAGAGAGAGCUAAGGUGAGGAAGUUGAUGGAUGAGAGAAAUGUGAAAAAAGAAGCUGGGUACAGCUGGAUUGAAGUUAAGAACAAGACUUACUCAUUCUUGGCUGGUGAUCUUUCACAUCCCUCUUCAGAUCUUAUUUACUCUAAACUUGAAGAAUUAAGUAUUCGGCUGAAGGAUGCCGGAUAUCAGCCUGAUACAAAUUAUGUGCUUCACGACGUUGAAGAGGAACACAAAGAAACCAUCCUUUCUCAGCACAGUGAGAGACUGGCAAUUGCUUUUGGAUUAAUUGCUACACCUCCAGGAACUCCUAUCCAGAUUGUGAAGAACCUUAGGGUCUGUGGAGACUGUCACACUGUUAUUAAGUUAAUAUCAAUGCUUGAAGCCAGAGAAAUUGUUGUCAGAGACUCAAACCGAUUCCACCACUUUAAAGGAGGUUUAUGCACAUGUGGGGACUAUUGGUGACAACAAAUUUGGGAAAUGGGUUCUACCUGAAGUUUUCCAAGGGUUUCUCACAUCAACAAGACAAUUCUUAAGCAAAGGAGCCACAUAACUUCUACACGCUCACAUUGCAAAGAGUAGCACAAGAAUUAAUAUCCUAAACUGUCAAGGCUUACAAAGCAAUAUAAUUGAUAUAUCCUAGAGUAGAUUCUUGUAGUGAUUGUGAAUUUGAUGCUCGUUCACAUUAAAGAAGAAGUUCAUAUAUCAAGCUUUAAAAAUGUAUGAAGGAUGACUACAUGAGUGGAUACUUUGAAACUUUUUGUGUCAUUAUGGCAGGAGGUUGAUAUCUUCACUCUUUUUGUCUGAAGGUACUUUUUUCCAUUCUGCUGCUAAGUGCUAACACAUUGGUUUGAGACAUGUGGCAAUUACCUUCAGGAUUACUUCAUGCUGAAGAUGCUACCAUAGCGUGGUUAGAGGGAAAAAAAAGGAAGGUUGGUACAAUUUUACAAUUGCUGCAACUGUAGAAACAUGUGGGCAAGACAUUGAGGUGCCGGAGAUUAUGUUCUAAUCGACA